CUUCGUCAAUCAAGUCAUUAAGUACCUGAGUGCACCUUGUCAGCGUCAGUGCUUAACUGAACUCAGCGAGAGACAGACGUUACCACGUGUUCGUAUAGUUUCGACAAAACUUUACGAAUAUUCCUGUGAGUGCAUCCUCUGUGUGUGUGCUGUGUUUUGUGUAAAAGUUAAUAAACUCAGUCACCCUGGAUUUCGAUCUUGAUGAGCCUCUCGUAAUGCGUGCGCCCGCGAGCGCGCGCGGCGCGGGAGUGCGCGGCGCCAGCGUGCCGCGGUGGGGCGACGCGCCCGCACCUCCCGCCACCGACUACUCGACGCUCGCGGCCCCGCAGUGCGCGCAACCGCUCUACCCGUUCGACGAGCAGAUCAACCAACGGUUCGCUAUAUGGCAAGGUGACAUCACAAGUCUGGAAGUCGAUGCGAUCACAAACACAACUGACGAAACGUUGGCAGAAUGCAACGCGGUCAGCGAACGGAUCAUGUCAGCAUGCGGCGCCGAACUGAAGGAAGAGAUCGUGACGAGAGGACAUGAAUGCCGUACUGGUGAAGUAGUGGUGACACCGGGAUUCAACCUGCGAUGUCGACACAUCCUGCACACCGUUAGCCCGUCCUACAGCCAGCAGUACCACACGGCGGCCGAGACCACUCUCCACAACUGUUACAAGAACGUGCUGUACUGUGCGGGCGAGCUUCACGCGCGUACGCUAGCGUUGUGCGUCAUUGAUACGCCCAGAAGGAACUUCCCUCCGGACUUGGCUGCACAUACUGCACUACGUACAAUCCGUCGCUACCUCGAGCAGAACAAGUCCCCUCAGCUCGUGAUCUUAGCCUGCGCGUGCGGCCCCGACCUGUCGCUGCUGGCCGCGCUGGCGCCGCUGUACUUCCCGCGCAGCGCUCGCGAGGCCGACGCCGCCAGGCUGAGACUAUCGGAGCCGGCCAACAACGAGCGCAGGAUACGGAUCAUACACAACCCGCAUGAACACAACGAGGACAGCGCAUCGGACGACACGUCGCUAUACGACGAGGAGGCCGCAGCCGAGGCGGCGGAGGCGGCGGCGGCGUUCGCGCGCGCCUGCGCGCCCGCGCCCGACACGCAGCGCCUGCUCGCGCCCAGCCCCGCCGUCGUACGCCGCAGACUAGACGACCACGAGCAAUACGAGCGGUUACUCCGACGAGCAAAGGCCGAGGACUUGAGUGAAGUGUCCGGCAUCGGCUGUCUGUACCAGAGCGGCGUUGACCGGCUCGGCAGGCCCGUCGUCGUGUUCAUCGGAAAAUGGUUCCCCAUCGGCGAUAUCGACCUUGACAAAGCACUAUUGUACCUGAUCAAAUUGUUGGACCCAAUCGUCCGCGGCGACUACGUGAUCGCCUACUUCCACACCCUCGCCUCCUCCGGCAACCACCCGCCCUUCUCCUGGCUGAAGGAGGUCUACACCGUGCUGCCUUACAAAUAUAAGAAGAAUCUGAAAGCGUUUUAUAUUGUGCAUCCCACAUUCUGGACGAAGAUGAUGACGUGGUGGUUCACGACGUUUAUGGCGCCGGCCAUCAAGGCCAAGGUGCACAACCUGCCCGGCGUGGAGUUCCUGUACUCCGUCAUGGCGCGCGACCAGCUCGAGGUGCCCGCCUUCAUCACCGAGUACGACAUGACGAUAAAUGGUCUACACUACUUCCAACCAGACACGAACAGCACGUAAACUUCACGUAACGUACGCUACGUUCUAUCAAGUCGGGCCGCCGCGUCGCUAAUCUUCGCAGUUCACUACACAUAGUACAACAACCUUCCGUCGUCCACAGGCUCCUUUUACUAGUAUACCUUCUUGUAUCACAACAUAAGGCCCAAUUUCAGAAAAUCUUGUUAUUCCCAGCAUAGCAGAUUCAUGUUUUAAUAAGGUAAAAGUAGCAGUGCUCGACAGUGUACCAGUAGAUGCCACUUGUAGAGUAAAUCUUGUCAUUGUCAAUAAAUGUGACAGAAGGAUGUCGCUAUUUGACAUUAGUGUGUCGAGCACUGGUACUUUUAUCUUAAAACUAAUUUUAUUCUUAAAAUUCCCUUUUUCCGCUCAUAAAUUUGUCAACAACCCUAUUAUGUGAAGGAAUACCUUAACAUAGUUUUAACAGCUAAAAUCGAUAUACCUAUUAGGUACUGUUUCACGUAAAUAAACCCACAUUUGUCGCUUCCAUAAGGACGCAUAUUAUUCAUAUAAACAUGCAAGCAAAUCUCUUCCUUACGGUAAACGAUAAAUUGGGACAAGCAAUAAGACUUUGUCGCUGAAUACAUAGUUUUUAAAAACACUUCGUAGUUGAUAUCGUCACUGCCUAGAUAAAAUGAUUAAAAUAGUCGCAAAAUGUAUAAAUAUCGAGAGAGAACUAAAUUUUUAAAUAAUAAAGUUCUAAAAAGAGAGAGAAAUAUUGUUGUCUCUAGCGUUCUCGUUAUGUCAAACUUUAUAUUACACAUCUCUAAAGCUAUGCCAAAUGACGGAAUUCGCAAAUGCCUAUGAUUGCCAUGUCUGCCAGAAGAAAUGUCUCCUUUCUGACCGAUUUUUGAGACCAUAGAUAUACUGAUCUAAAAUCUGUACCGUCUGACUGACUGACUUUUGACUAUGGUUUCUUAACUGCAAAGAUAAGAUGACAACCAUCGACAUUAUAUUCUCUUUUGUAAGAAACAAUUCGUUGCUGUGUUUUAUAAAUUAAAUGAAUGAAGAUAAGUAAGAAAUUUAUUUUAUGUCGAUGGUGGCAAGAGAUUCCAAAUUCUAAUUUUGAUUUGAUAAUAGACUGAUUUCCCAAAUCAGAAUUAACUUUGAAAUCUGGCCCGUGUUUUGUAUCUCUUAAGAUUUUUAGUGAAAUCUGUAAAUAAUUCAAUUAUUUAAAUAUUUCACUGAAGUCGUUUGUUAACACUAUAUCUUGUAAUCUAUAAUCUUAGUAUUAGAUAUGCAUUUUAUAAUUAUUUUACUUUAAUAUGAUUGCUGGUGAUAAUAUUCUUGUAGGGCCUGUACCUACUGAGGUUUGUAGCUAUAAUCUACGUCUGUACAAGGCAUUAUAGUUUUUUGGCACUAUGCCCUUUUUUCCAACACUGCAUUUUCAAGACAAAAAGAAUCUGAACACUGUAAUACUUUUUUUAUGAUAUUUCGUCAGAAAAGGCCUACUUUUUUCAUAACUUGAAAAAUCUGUCCCAUAGUUAUUCGAUCCUGCGACAGGGUAUGGUUAGCAAAUAGUUUAUUUUUACCGUAAAUAGAUUUUAUAUGUUAUUAGCUAAGCUUUACGUAGUAAUCUCGUACCUAAUGAUGCAAUUAAAACCAGUAGGAGUAGUUAACCUACCCUCAUUUUUCGAAAAAAAAACAAUGUCAACUCACAGAAAUCUUUUUUUUGUUCACUACUCCUACGUGUUAUGUUGAAAGGUGCUUAAUAUUUUUUGCUUAUGAGAUUUUAUUUUUACAUUAUGUAGAUUAGGUACCAGAAUAUAAAUUAGUGCUAAAAUUGUAUGUAAAUACGCUGUUGACGUUUAACAGAGUUCAUCGCCGAUAUUUGUGACUUUUUCAAUCAAAAGGUACAGAUGUAAGUGCAAAAUGUUUUCCUUUGUAUUGUCACGGUAACUCACGGAAGUGUGCUAUUUCAGUCAGUCUCAGUACAAGAAGUACUAACGUUGCCCGAACUAGCAUGACGAAUACGAACGUUUCCGAGAAAAUACGAUGAUGCACGACGCACGACAUGUAGGUACUACAUUGUCGGUAGAAUCGAUUUCACGUUGAAGAUAUUAUGGAAAUAACGCCAUGUUACCUACCGACAGUAAGUACAGUCAUCGGCAUAAAUAAGUGAUGACUUCUGUACCUUGUCGCUUUUAAUCAUUUGACAACUUCGUAUGAUAUUUCCAACAAGAUGUUAAUGUGACAAGGUA
Leguminivora glycinivorella is the source of this 3883-nucleotide messenger RNA. RefSeq names its product protein GDAP2 homolog (gene Gdap2). NCBI's taxonomy places the organism in Eukaryota, Metazoa, Arthropoda, Insecta, Lepidoptera, Tortricidae. The transcript is spliced from 12 exons. The record is from RefSeq and is a predicted model, not a curated record. The coding region runs from base 216 to 1688 and encodes 490 amino acids.